Messenger RNA from Canis lupus familiaris (dog), 10470 nucleotides. RefSeq names its product chromosome 32 C4orf54 homolog (gene C32H4orf54). NCBI's taxonomy places the organism in Eukaryota, Metazoa, Chordata, Mammalia, Carnivora, Canidae. The record is from RefSeq and is a predicted model, not a curated record. Bases 310 to 5724 code for a protein of 1804 amino acids. The transcript is spliced from 3 exons.
AAACUGGGCCUGGCAGGUGGUGAGGGCCAGAUCUCACCAAAACCAAGUGUCGUGGUUCUCCACUGAUAGCACCCAAGGACCUGUUCUGAGGGUGGCCAGCACAGAACCCCCAUCGUGGGGUGCCUGGCAAGUUCACUUGCGUAACUACUAAAUUAUCUGAAAUGGAUGUACCUCGGAGCCAGUGAACUAGGACUUUGGCUUCGUGUCCAUGGGGCAUGCCAGCGGGUCACAUUUCCUCUCUGAACCUCCCUCCAAGCUGCACUGUACUCAUGAAGGGAAAGGGACGACAGGCUUCACAAGAAACAGCACAUGCUUUCCUUUCAUUUCUGGAAGUCCCUGGGUCGACCUGCAGAUGCUGCUCCUUCCGUGGCCGAUGGCAUUCAGACUCCUCGCGGCCGCCGACGGUGCCAGGCAGACAACUGCACGGAGCAGCUCAGCCGCGGGAAGCUGGCCACGGUCUCGGCCCGAGCAGCAGCCCCCGGGCCCCCGGCCACCUCUGCCACUGCAUCCGGGAGCCUUCCCACCUCCCUCAGGCUCGUCCCGGCCCCGCCACCGCCACCGGGGCUGAAGAGCUGGCAGGUGGUGGCCGCGCGCGCCGCGGUGCCUCCAGCCCUGGGCGCAGUCGGGGCACGUGGGGGCCUGCCUAGGGCCACUCUGCAGCCCCUCGGGCCCGGCCCCGCCGCCUCCCGCUGCCUCUUCCUGUCGCUGCACCUCAGGCGCGGGCCCAGGAUGGAAGCCGCCACCCCUGAGCGGGGUCCCCGGGCCCGACUGAGCGAGGGGGGCGGCCGGGUGAGCGCGGCUCGGGACAGCCAGGAGCCGCGGCGGCAGCAGCUGCGGCCACCACCCGGCCGCGGGCCAGCGGCCUCCUCCCAGCCAGAAGCCAAAUACGUGGAGAUGUGCGCUUCCGCCGCGGCCCGGGGGCACAGUCCCCGCACCCCGAGACCCGCCCCGGAGCACCGCCCCGGGGAGCAGGGCGCCCCGGGGGGUCGCAGGGAGGAAGUCCAGGAUGAACCCAGCGGUCAAGAGAGCCGGGCUCCGGCCCCCCCGAAGAAGCCUGCCUCCUCGGAACUCUCCAGAUGCCAGCUCCCCGGCACGGCCGGCGGCCGCAACUUCUCCUCGUCCUCCUCCUCCUCCUCUUCCCCAGUGGACAAAGCAGAAGGUGGCCUUUCCAAGACGGAUGACACCACCACGUCCACAGGGGGCCUGGCCACCUCGUCUUCGUCUUUAGGCUUUGAGAGUGACAGUGGUGAGAGCGCAGUGAGCUGCCAGCCCAGGGGAGGAGGAGGAGGGGGAGGAGGAGGAGGGGCAGGAAGACGGGGGGGAGGAGGGGGAGAUGGCACAGAGUGUAGGGACAUUAUCGCCAAGUCGCAGGGCAGCAGGGACCCCCCCAGGAAUGAGGAGGCUCACUACAUCACCACCCACGAGAUCCAGCUGAGUGAGGUGGAGCAGGACAUGGAUUUUGAUGUGGGACUGGCCUCCCGCUGGGACUUCGAGGACAACAACGUGAUCUACUCAUUCGUGGACUACGCUUCCUUUGGUGGCAGCGACGAGACCCCAGGGGACGUCACCACCCCGACGGAGGAGGAGGAGGAGGACGACGACAACAGCUGCUACCUCAGCACCACUCCCAGCACCAAUGCCACCCAGACUCCGAGCCCCACCAGCAGUGACCCCGCCCGCCCCGGCGCGGACAGCAGCGGUCGCCACACCAGCAGCACGGAAGUGGGCAGCGGCCCCUCUGACAGUGACCCCACGCCCCCACCCGCUGGGCCUGGCACUGCCAGUCCGAGUGAGCCCUUGCUGGAGCCCCCGGAGGCAGCUUCCCGGGCAGCCGCCGCCACCGCCGCAAGCAGCUGUGGGAGUGCAGCAAGCCAGAUCCUCCUAUCAAUCAAACCGACUUCCCGGGCUAUAAAUGAGCCUAGCAACGUGCGUGCAAAGCAAAACAUUAUUUAUGCUGCCAAGCAUGAAGGCGACAUGAGCCUCCGCGUCUCUACAGCUGCUGAACACAAUUCAAGUUCACUGAAGCAAGACCCGGCUGCAGCCGUGGCUCAGGACCAUGCAAAGAAAUUCAUCGCUGUCCCUGCUCGCCUGCAAACCCGGUGCGGGGCCAUCCGGGCGAAGGAGCUGGUGGACUACUCCAGCGGGGCCUCCAGUGCCGUAAGUGAACUGGACGAUGCGGACAAGGAGGUGCGCAACCUGACCUCCCGGGCCUUCCGGAGCCUUGCCUACCCCUACUUUGAGGCCCUGAACAUCAGCUCCCGGGAGUCCUCCACACUCUCCGAAGUCGGCUUCGGGCGGUGGUCGACCUUCCUGGACUUGAAAUGCGGAGGUGUUGGAGCCCGGGUGGAGCAGAGCCUCCUCCGGAGCAGUGCGGCCUCGGUGGCCGCAGGUCUGAGGAAGGGCGGCGGGGCCAGGACCGCCGCAGACCAGCUCUACAUCCAGGCCAAGAAGUCCCAGACCAAAGCCUUGGAGUUCGUGGUCAGCAAAGUCGAGGGGGAGAUCAAACACGUGGAGACGCCCCUGUGCUUCCAGAAGCAGGUCCAGACGGGCUCCCGCGUGGUCACCCUCCUCGAGCCCCUGAAUUUUCGCAGCGAGAGCAAAGCCAGCUCGGCCACGGGGCCCUGCAGGACCGCCAGAGUCUCCGGCAAGGGCCCCGGCUCGGUGUACACGGACGAUGGCUCCGAGGCCUCUGAGAGCAGCAAGCCUGCCUCCCGCGCCGACGGCCCCCAGAAGAAGUCCAAGUUUGCUUCCAGUCUGCUCAAGAAUGUCAUCUCCAAGAAGAUGCAGCGGGAACACGAGUUCAAGAUGGAGAGGGGGGAAGUCACGGACACAUCCCAGCAUAACCUCUCCGGCACCUGCAAGGAGCCGGAGGGCCCGGCGCGGGGGGACAGGCAGCAGCGGGAGCGGGGCCUGCAGAGGCAGAGUUCCCGCCACUCCGAGGCGGGCUCCGAGUACACGGUGGUCAGCGCGUCCGAUGCAGGCGCGGAGGGCCCCGCGGCCGAGCCCAAAUCGCCCGUGUUCAAAGCCAGCGCUCCGCGGGAGAGCCAUGCGGUCUCCUGCCGAAAUUUCGCGGACGGACACACCGAAGAAGUCUGUGAGAUUAAAAAGAGUGCAUCAGAGACGGUCAAAGGCAUCUUCCUCCGUAGUCAGAACAGCGCAUUCCGGUCCUGGAAGGAGAAGGAGGCCGAGAAGAGGGAAGAGAAAGCCCCCGUCGGGAAGCUGAAGCUUCCCAAAGGGGGCGACUGGAGGGCGGAUCUCGGAGAGAUCUCUGCCAGCAAGUCCACCAUCAUGUCGCGCCUCUUCGUCCCCAACAUCCAGCAGACCCCCAAGGACAAGCAGCCGGGGAAGCAGGCUACCAAGUACCCCGCUGCCCAAGCCGCCUCCACCGCGGUGAUCCGGCCCAAGGCUCCCGAAAUCAAGAUCCGCCUGGGGAGUGUGCAGCAGCCAAGCUCCGACUUCAACAUUGCCAAAUUGCUCACGCCCAAGCUGGCCGGUGGCAGCGCCUCUAACCUCUUCAAGACCGUCGAGGACAACAGCAGGGCGCAGCAGCAGAAGCUCUUCCGGGGAGACAACCUGGAAAAAGUGCCCCAGUUCCAGGUGAGAGACGUCAGAGACAAGUCCAAGGCCCAAGGCCCCCUCCACCAGGUGAGAGAUGUCAGGAAGCUAAUCAAAGGGUCGGGGGACAGCAGCGACAAGGGCAGUGUCACCCCAGAGCAGGGGCUGACCGGGCCCAAACCCAGGCAGCUGGCUGCUGCGGGGGGCGGAUCCAGAUCCCUUUCCCCCAUAGUGAUUACGUGCCAGGCGGUGGUGAACCAGAGAGAAGAUAGCAAAGAUAGCAUGGACCGAGAGCCGAGGGAGAACGUGGGCAGAGGUGGCAGCGGCAGGUUCUUGAAUUCGUCCUCACCCGAAGGGACAGUCUUGGUUCACAGGGCGUCGGGCAGACUGCCCGUGGCCACCAUCGCCCCCAAUAAGCCUGAGCAGGGCUCCUACCUGCCUGUGCUCAAGAUCGUCUCUAAGGCUUCUGCCCAGAAGACCCCAGAGAAGGCCAAGGAGGAGGAGGUCAAGGAGGAAGGGAAAGCCUCCAAGCCAUCUCGGAAUGCCCUGGAGAAGCUGACUGCCGCCGUGAGGUCCAUGGAAGAGCUGUACAGCUUCAACAGGAAUGAGUGGAAGCGCAAAAGUGACCCCUUGCCCAUGAUGAUGGACAGCCAUGUCCUGUCGCUCAUUGCCAGCGAGGAGAGGGAAGGGGCUUCGGGUGCUGAGGGGGACCCAGACAAGCUGGCCAGACGACUGGGUGAGCCAGAGGAGCGGGGCCCGGGAAACAAGGGCGGUGUGGUGCUGCGCGGGGGCCCCGGGGAACGUCUGCAGCGGAGAAACUCCAACCCGAGCGCGGACAGCGUGUCUGCCCGGGCGGCUGCCUUUGAGAACCUGGCCAGGGAAAGGCCUCGAUCCCUCUAUAUCCCCCCCGUCCACAAGGAUGUGGAGAGAACCCAGCCCCUGCAGCCCCUCCCACCACUCCCCAGUAACCGCAGCGUGUUCACAGUGAGUGCCAGCAGCACCCAGAAAACUGGGGGUGUCGCUGGCAAGUUCCCCCAAGGGCCUUCUCCAGAGAGUCCUUCAGCAGCCAAGGGCAUCAAAUCACAGGGACUCCGGUCCCUCAAGAUCUCUCCGGCCACGCGGCCACCUCCCGAGGAGGUGACCAAUAGGAAAAACGGCAGCAAUUUGGAAAAGAACAAUAGUGACUGUGAGAAUUACCUGUCCAUCCCUCUCAAAGGAAGCUCUGCAGCCGGAGAGCUUCCUGGCAGGCCCGGGGCUGGGAGGGAGGGGCCCCCAGCCUCCUCAGGGGCCACUCUCUGCAGCUUGCCCCCUCUGAGUGCCCGCAGUCAGGUCCCCAGCAGUCCCAAAGGUUCUCAGGUCAGUGGAGCCAGCCGGCCAGCUUGGCGUACCAAACCGGACAACCCCAGGGAGACAGUAGCUGCCCCCGCAGGGCCACAGAGCCCUGAGCAUCUGCCCACUGCCAUCUACCAUCAGCAGCCACUGCCGUUCACCCUGCAGGGAGCUCAGCCCCAGGUCCUCUGCUUCUCCCCACCCAGCAUGCCUGCCCCAGCACCGGCAGCCCCAGCCCCCGUCCCUGCAGACCCCUUCCAGCAGCCGCAGCCCCAGCAGACCCAGCGCAAGAUGCUCCUGGAUGUGACGACCGGCCAGUACUAUCUGGUGGACACGCCAGUACAGCCCAUGACCCGAAGACUUUUUGACCCUGAGACAGGGCAGUAUGUGGACGUGCCCAUGACCUCCCAGCAGCAGGCUGUGGCUCCCAUGUCCCUCCCUGUGCCUCCCUUGGCCCUGAGUCCUGGGGCCUAUGGACCCACCUACAUGAUCUACCCUGGGUUUCUGCCCACGGUGCUGCCCACCAGUGCCCUGCAGCCCACGCCAAUUGCUCACACUCCAGGGGCUGGCGAGCUCUCCUCCAUGGCGGCAGAGCCCCCCAGCAAAGAGGCAGCUGCGACAUUCACUGAGGCCCCAUACUUCAUGGCCUCUGGUCAGUCUCCUGCCUCCUCUUCCUCCUCGGCCCCAGCAGCCACAUCCCAGCUCGUGGGGGCCAAAGGCUUCGCCCAGCUGCACGGCAAGCCUGUCAUCAGCAUCACUUCGCAACCCCUGGGGCCAAGGAUCAUAGCCCCCCCCUCCUUUGACGGCACCACCAUGAGCUUUGUGGUAGAACACAGAUGAUGAGCAGUCACCAGAAAGCAGAAUGGAGCAGCUGCUGGAGCAAGACAGAAGAUGGACUAUUCUGUAAUCUGAAGGUUGCGUUGUAACAGCACUAAGAAUUCAGCUGAAAAACUUCCUCUACAUGUGUUAUUCUUAGUUUUUGCUUCUUAUAAACCAAGUGUGUAAGUUUCUAUAUUUUCCUGAACAACCCUGUUAAAGACAGUUUGUGUUAUUUUAGUGUUACUAAGCUGAGUGAAUGGUUGCAGUUUUCCCCUGUAAAGCGGGUUCUUUUUAUACUUUAAAACAGAAUAUAAGCUUUCUCUUCAUCUUUCCCUCCUGUCCCUGUGACUAGGCAAGCCAUCCCUUAAGGGUUUUCAAAGCUCAAUCAAAACAUACGGCAGAAUGAGGUUGGUUCUGUUGUAAACCACACCGGCAGAUCAAUAAUCUGGAUCACAGAUCUCCUUGGAGGUUCUCAGAAUACGUGAGGAUUAGCUUCCAGAGCUGUAACACAUGUUCGAUUUUAAAUAUGGUGGGUCUACAUUUUGAAUUAUAUACCAGCCAAGCCUGGUCAUUCCCUUGGUUCCGUUCUACAUGUUUUAUUGGGUUUAGCAUGAUUUCAAAUGGGAUUGUGAAAGAUAGUGGCUUUGACUCUUGGGCUUUGUUUUGAUUUUCCCAUUUGUACAAUGCCGUGACACUAUCUGUUGCCUUAAGAUAGAAUGGCUUGAAAUAGCAAAGAGCCAGCGAUUGCGUUUAAAGUUAAGUUCUUAGUCUCAGAAAGGUAUAACAUGCCUAUUUUCCUCCAGGAAUCUGAUCUUUAUGAUGAGUGGAUAGCCUUUUUUUGGUCUUCUUUAGUGAUUCCCUUCCUGCAUAGUUGCAUGCUCCUCUCUCACAGAUUGUUUGGAGUUUGAGGAGUGGCCUGUAUGGGGCAGUAGAGUGGAAUGUAAACUGAUUCCGUGGCUCUGAUGCUCUCCAGCCCAGCCAUACUUGCUCCUUAUGGGCUUAAGAGAUGUCAAGAAUCCAAAUCACAGAAUGUUUCAGCGACUUUCAAUAUUGCCUCAGUCGUAACUCAAUUCUGAAGGUUAUUUUAGUGAGUGUUCACAGUGAAUCUUGAAGAGCUGAUUGAACAGAUAAAUAUUUAGAUUGUCAUCAUUAAUAAGUGUGUUGACAUAUAUCCAACAAACGAUACUUUGGAAUAGAUAGUCCUUACUUUUAAAAGAAAAUAACUUGAAGGUUCUCCCAGGCUUUCUUUAAGGAAUCUCCUCUUAUCUAUUGACUUGUUCAAAGAUAAGGCAUCCUGGUAAAUUUUUUUAGAUCCUUAAUUUAGAUUUUGAUGAUCAUUGGUCUUGGUUUCUAUUUAAAAUUUUUUCUUGAAGCCAUAGCAUUUUAUGCUAUUCAUAACUGAAGAUAUGAGUAAAAACCUGAGACUAAUUUUUAUAUGAUUUAUAUAAUCUCAUUACUUUGUACUUAGGCUUCCUAUCUCAGACUCCUUUAGGAAAAAUAAUUCAAUUUCACUUUUAGCAUCUUCCUUAAAGGGAUCUUGCUCUAAAAAGAAAUACUGUUAGGUAGAAGAAAAGGUUUGAGGGAGGAAUAGCCAGCCCUGGUCACAAUUCAAUCAAUGCACUGAUAAGGGAUGAAAUGAAGCAUAAAAUAUAAAACAGUCCCUGGCCAUAGACACGAUGCUCUUGUACCAUAUUGGGAAAAGCGUAAUUCCUUGGCCACAGAGGUCUUCUUACCCAGGUACAGCAGCAGCUCUGCCCUAGAAUUGACUUAAUUUUUCACCACUGGAGAGCUUCUCUUACAGCACCAGUUGCUCCUCAUUAUCCAGAGAUUGGCUGGGCAUGAGGUCAUUGAAUAUUGAAAAAAGAAGGUAAAGUCAAUUUCAAAGAUCUCAAACCUGUAAUACUCAAAGCAGCACCAUGAAUUCUCAAGUGUUUGAACACAUCUGGCAAAACUGAUCUAGGAUUUGGGUGGAGAUAGUACCAGAAUCGACAAAGACUAUUUUAAAACCAUGUGUGACUUUUAGGAAAAGGCUAAUCAUGCCCAUAUUGAGUGAUCAUAAUCAGUGAUCAUAUUGAGUAGUCAACUGCUUGCAAGGUCUUUAAAAAGAGAGAUAUCUCCUUCCCUAGAAAAUGUGGUAGAGUUCUUAGCUACCAAGGACCUGGGGACCCCAUAAGCUAUUUAUCACUAUUUAUCACCAGCAGAUCUGAGCCUUAAGUUCUCAAACUUAGGUAAACUAGUACAGAAACUAGGAAAGAAAAGAGAACUUUUCACUUGUUGGUUCCACCAGAGAGGCCACAUCCUCUAAGAAGUUAUCAAGUACAUAGUAAAUGUCCAAGGGAUUAAAAAAAUAACUUUAAAAAUAAUAUUCUAUGAAUACCAGUGUUUAUUGACAAUUUUAUGGUUCUUUAUCUCAUCAAACCAAAAAAACCAAACCAAUGCUGCUGGCCAUUUACUACUUCAAGUGAUAGGAACAUUUUUAAAGACAUGAGGUCAAUCUAAAUCCUCAUUUUCAGUGUUUUAUUAUUUCUUGAGAUUGCCUUGCUAUUUGAAUGAAGUGGUUAUGUCCUUCCUGUUUCAACCAAAGAUAGGUGGAAUAAAACAAGAAUCUAUGAAGCCUUCUUAUCCAUAAAACUAUCACCCAACACUGUCCCUUUAGCUACUGAACUACAUUUUUAUAAAGUUUUAUGUACAUAAAACUGUUGAUAAAGCAUGAGGCAUUUCCUAAACAGUGCCUCAAGCUGGAAUCGAACUAGAAUUGUAGAGUCUGGUUUUUGCCAUUUCUUUUCAGGGUUACAUGUGUGAAUCAGUUUUCCAGAGGAACCAUGGGGCAUUGUCUGUAGAAACCUUGACCCAUUUCCUCUUUCUCCGUUGGUUAAAUGGUAAGGUUGACAUACUCUUUAUUUGCAUUGUUUCUGAAAAACUGAACACAUUUGUAACCAGUAUGAAAACUUCAAUCUCCCAGAAUAUAUUUUCUUAAAAGCACUCACUGAAAUUGCCCUCAGGGUUGAAUGAAGCCCAAAUAUGCAGUUAGUGACUUAAUAUAUGGGCUCUCUGUAUGUCUGUAUAUGUCUUUAUACGUUUGCGUGUAUGUGGCUCUCUAUAUACCAUUGAGGAAAUAAGCUAAACCAAAUUACACUUUGACAGCUUUAUGACAAAUCUCAAAUGUUAACACACAUUUCAAACUUAGCCUUAUAACACUAGGAAAUAUCUAGUGAUAUAAAUUUCUUAAUUUCAGAUUUGACUUCAUCAUUCUUGCCUCUUAAAGAGACUUCAUGCAUUUUAAUUAUUUUCAUACUUCAUAGAAAUGAAAGUCUGUGUUUGCUACAAAUUGAAUGCUCAUGCUACCUGAAAUAAUACUUUGGACUGCAGGACAGUAUUGAUUCUUAAGUAGAUUGACUAUAAUUUCAUAAGUAUAUAUAUAUGUGCACAAGAAAACGCAGUCAGUAAUAGUCUCUGUGUUUAAAAACCAUCAUGGUAUAUACAUUUUCCUACGUGGUGCUUGAGGAGUUUCAUUCUACAGUUUACAAGGUGUCGGUUUGCACCCCAAAUUCUCAGGGUAUGCUAUUUUACCCAAAUACUUGAAAGAAAAAGGUGCCCUGUAUUUUAUCAGUACUGUUGAUGGGGAAAAAUUUUGUGUAGGCUUGUUUUAGAAAACUACUUAUAAAAAUCAAAUUCAUAAACUACGUUAGGCUUUUUCAUAAUUUCUAAGAUAUAUAGAUAGAUAUGAGAUAUAUUUUCCAGAGACUGUUUCUAUAUCCUUAACCACUUCUGGGUCCUGAGUAGACCUCACAGGUGCAUAAAAUCAUUAAUAAAGCAUGAAGCAUUUGCUAAACUGUUACCUUGAGCUUGAAUCUAAUCAGAAUUGCAGACUCUGAUUCUCUGGAAAGAAAACAUAUCCAUCUGUGGCACGUGUGACUACAAGGCCGAGAGAAUGAUUCUGAAAAUUGAACUCAUUUGUAUGCCCCAUGUCUCAGAAGAGAACUGAACGUUCACAGCAGUGUUUGUAAGCUGUUAACAUUCUUGUUUCGUGUUGCAACUAGAGCGUAUUAUUAGAUUUAUUCCUAUUGAAUUCAAAAUGGUGCAGAAUAACACACACACACACUACACAUUUGAUUUGAUUUUUUUUUAAAGGUUCAUAAUUGCUUUUUACAAGCUAGUGUUACUGGCAGAGUCCUUGUCGGGGCUCCCUGAAAUUACCUAUCCUACCCGGAUCUGUUUUCUAGCAGGUGGUCCUUUUUCUCCCUCUUUAAGAAUGUAGUUUUCUAUAUUUACGUGUAAGUCAUAUUAUCGUAUAGUGAAGACAGUGGUGGUUGAAAAGAAUGUGAAGACUGUGGAAGUUAUGUCCCAAGCAGAGGAGAGGAAAUCGUGUGGUAAAUGGAGAAAGACAUUGGGUAAUGCCGAAUUGUACCCCUGACUAGGAAAAAAGCCAGAGGUAAAUGGAAGAAUGUGAACAUUAAAACUGCUCUCAAGACAGAAAUCUUGGUGGAAAAGUUCCUACCUGAGGUCUGAUUCAAUUACAAGACACAGUGAGCUUGGCCAGCGGGACUGUGAAAUCAGCUCAGCAGCUCUGAGAAUUACGUUAUCGAUGUAUUGCAGAUGGAGAAAACCACUUAGACAAGGACUCUGUGAGACUGGCCUACUUACCUUUAACUGCGGCAUUCGUAAGUGAUUGUGCAAUCUUGUGUAAUGGUCUUUUAUUUUGACUCUUUUGAAAAAAAAAAAAAAGUUUUGUUGUUGUUUUUCCAGUAAAAAUAACUGCGAAGAAAA